This is a messenger RNA of Penicillium olsonii, 825 nucleotides long. Lineage: Eukaryota; Fungi; Ascomycota; Eurotiomycetes; Eurotiales; Aspergillaceae. The record is from the annotation of a GenBank genome assembly.
AUGCCCUACUCCUUGGCAGGUCGCAAUGUGUUGAUAACCGGAGGCUCUCGAGGCCUGGGUGCACUCUCAGUCGAGAAGUUUGCCUCUGAGGGCAGCAACAUUGCGAUUAACUACAUGUCUAACAAGGAGACGGCGGACAAGCUUGCCUCGGACGUGGCAAACAAGUACAACGUGAAGACUGUGGUCAUUCAAGGUGACGCGGGAGUUAAGCAGGAUUGUAUCAAUGUCGUCCACGCUGCUAUCGAGCAAUUGGGUGGGCUAGACAUCAUCAUUUCAAAUGCCGGAUGGACCAAAAUCACCAAGUUCAGCGAUCUCGAUGCCAUGGACGAUGAUGAUUGGGACAAGUGCUGGUCUGUCAAUGUCAAGAGCAGCUUACACUUGUUCAAAGCGGCGCUUCCCACAUUCAAUGCGAAUCCUGAGGGUGGUGUUUUCCUCAUCACAGCGUCGGUUGCGGGCGUCGCGGCAACUGGUAGCAGCUUGCCCUAUUCCGUGACAAAAGCUGCAUGUAAGUUGCCUUCUCCGGGGUUUUUUUUUUUUUUUUUUUUUUGCAUCAGCAACUCACAUUAUACAGUGGUUCAUCUUAUGAAAUGUAUUGCGCAGACACAAGGUGCGAAGGUCCGCGUGAAUUCCAUCUUGCCUGGCCUUUUGCUCACCGAAUGGGGCCAACGCUUCCCACCCGAGGCUAUCCAGAGUUGGAUAGACAGGACGGCGCUCAAGCGUGCGCCUGAGGUGGAAGACUGUGCCGACAUGUUCAUAACACUGGCCAAGAACGCUUCGAUUACAGGGCAGGCUAUUGUAAUCGACUCCGGCUUCGCGAUCAAAUAG